Molecule: messenger RNA, 687 nt
Organism: Rasamsonia emersonii CBS 393.64
Lineage: Eukaryota; Fungi; Ascomycota; Eurotiomycetes; Eurotiales; Trichocomaceae
Exons: 1
Source: RefSeq, a predicted model, not a curated record
AAGUUCCUCAGUGAAUCAGGUGCUGUAGGUGCAGUACGUACGUUCCUCCAACACCUCGAACAGAAAAUCACACACGCAGGCUAUCUGCUCCCUUUCGCAGGGCGAGAACCGUUGGACAAAAUACUCGACUUGGCAGGGGAGGAGGGAUCUCUCAGCAGCGGCGGAAGCAGCAGGCCCCUCUCUCUGAUAAUCCAAAUCCAGCUGUCGACAAAGCAGGCAAUACAGAUGAAAUCUGUAGAAUGCACGCUGGAUACGUCGCCAUUCGAGGGGCGAUACUGGAGCUGGCUGCCAGACAGCAGUAGUAGUACUACUACUAGUAGACAGCUGCUGCAGAGCAUCCAGCGCAGACAAAGCAAACCUCUCCGCAAAAAACGAGACAUCUUGAUGGACUCGCUGGAAGGCGGAUGCUUCGUAGAGGGAGAGCGGAGCCGGAACAACCAAGAAGCCUCUGCUUUUCUCUUUGUUCUUAUGCAUCUCAACAAACCGAUCCAUGACCUCUCGGCAAUCCUCCCUCGUGCAGGGCCAUCGACACCAGGCCUCAAACACGGCCACCGCUUCGGGGAGCAGCUCCACUGUGACCAGUCUCGUGAGGAUUUCGGUCACGACCAUGCUGCGGCCCAUGCGGAAGGCGUCGUAGAAGGCCGGAUGGCUGGAUACGGCCGCUUGGAGGGACGUGAUGUCCGGUAG